AUGAUAGAGGACGAAUGGAGAUAUUUCGCUCCCGGCGGAGCCAUCACGCCUGGGGGACCCAGCACAUGGUAUAUACUCGACUGGGAUCAGCGACACAUCAUUGCGGUUACAAUGGAUGAGGAACAAGAGAGCGAAGAUAUUGCAGUCCAACACCUCAGGAAGCACAUCGACACCCUGGGACCCGACGUAUACGCCGUCCGCCUAUCUCAAGACGGCGAAUUGGUGUCAAUCUCUACAAACCCCAGAGACGACCAAGGGGGAUGCACUGUGCUCCGUUCACACCUAGUCGAGCUGGAUCGAUUCGGCCCAAAUGUUGAUCUUGUUUCGUAUACACCGUGCACCAGCGAACUGGAAACAAGAAAAGCAGUUUUCAAAUACUAUUUUCUUUUUCAAUUCAUCCACAAGAUAUGGAACGAGUUGAACUUGUGGAUGCGUCUUCCCCCUCAUCCGAACCUUGUCCCAUUCGACCGACUUGUGCUAGAUGAGCUAUGUCACAACGUGGUCGGCUUCACAAGUCUUUACAUACCAGGUGGCACGAUAGACAAGAAUAACUCACGCACUUUUAAGCUCAAGUGGCUCCAGCAGCUGAUUUGCGUCAUUGACGAUUUGAAUCUCAAAUAUGGUAUCGCCCAUCAGGACGUCGCCGCGCGUAACCUGCUUGUUGACCCCAAGACGGACGCCCUUAUGUUGUUCGACUUCAACUACAGCGGACGCAUCGGUGACAUCGGAUAUGGAGAGGACCGGGACGAUGUCAAAGGAGUCAUAUUUACCAUGUACGAAAUCAUCACCCGCGACAUGCAUUUCCGAGACGUUGCUCACCAUGAGCAAAAUCCUGCGGAUGUACAAGGACUUGAAGAGUGGGCAAAGCACCCAGAUGUCACACUUGACCACCCUGUUUCGACAUACCGCUCGGUAUUGAACGACUGGGUAAACAAGAGACGGAAUGGAAAGCAGAUUGCUCUUUAUACCGAAGCACCAGAGUACAUUGAGUGGCCAGAAUUUCCAACGCCGCCUCCCAAGGAUACCGUAUAUUCAGAUGGCAAGGGAAAUACAUCGAGUGUGACGGGGGUUGUCUUGGAAGACCUACGGCGUUUUGAGCGCGGAAAGGGCGCCGCCAUCCUAGAAUGGGAACGUCCUGCACAAAUCAAACUUGGAAAAGAUGAUCUGGUGCUUGCCAGUGGACUGUUUGCGAGUACUACGGGGCAUGCAAGCUCUGUCGAAUUAAGCUACUAG
Trichoderma virens Gv29-8 is the source of this 1233-nucleotide messenger RNA. RefSeq lists its product as uncharacterized. Lineage: Eukaryota; Fungi; Ascomycota; Sordariomycetes; Hypocreales; Hypocreaceae. The coding region runs from base 1 to 1233 and encodes 410 amino acids. The record is from RefSeq and is a predicted model, not a curated record. The transcript is spliced from 2 exons.